AUGAAUAUCCACCCAAACAUAACUAGUAAAAGCAGGUUCUUGUUGAAUGGUGUAAAUGAUAUGAUACAGAAAGAAUCAAAUACUUCUUCACCCACCUCCAUAAAACAAACUUGAUCAAACCCUAGCGUUCUCUUCUUCUUCUUCUCCACCAAAUUCAAAACAAUGAUGAGACUAUUCACACACAGAAACUCAACACUCAUCACCAACAGAUUCAUCUCACCAUUUCACUCAAGAAAAUCAUCAACAAACACUUCACCAAUCAACGACGAAACAGUCAAUCAAAUCACAACAAUUCUCACAAACCGCAACUGGCCCCACCUCCUCAAUUCAUCCCCAAAUCUCCUCAAUAACCUAAAUCCAGAUGUCAUACAAUCCGUUCUUCAUCACAACCAACGACUUGACCCUAAUCGUCUCCUCCAUUUCUUCAAUUGGUCGCUUCAUCAAAUGGGUAUUCAUCAAAACCUCAAAUCUUAUUUAAUUCUUUGUGUUGUGCUUUGUAAUUCGAGUCAGUUGAGGCAUGCUAGUGUUGUGCUAGGCCAGAUGAUUGAUACCCGGAAUCCGGUUUCCGUAGUUAUCGAUUCGAUUGAUCGGUUUUGUAGUUCGAGUGAGGGGGUGUUGAAAUUUAGGGGUGUGAUAUAUGGUAUGGUUGUUGAUGGUUAUAAGAAUAAAGGGAUGUUGGAUGAAGCUGUUUGUGUUGUGUUAGGGAUUAACGAUAGGGAAUGUUUUCCCGACUCGGCUUGUGUUAAUUCGUUGAUGACGAGUUUGUUGAAAUAUCGGAAAAAUGAGUCGGUAUGGAAGGUGUUAGAUAAAAUGCUUGAGUUGAAGAUUGUGCCUGAUGUGUAUAUCUACACUAAUUUGAUUAGCGCGCUGUGUAAAGACGGGAAGGUGAGUGAGGCAAAAAGGGUUUUCGUUGAAAUGGGGGAGAACGGGUGUGAUCCGAGUUUGGUAACGUACAAUGUACUUAUCGGAGGGUUAUGCAAAGGUGGGGUUAUCGAUGAAGCGUUUGAGCUUAAGAGGUCAAUGACUGAAAAAGGCUUUGUUCCCGAUCGGUAUACUUAUACGACACUCAUAGACGGGUUAUGCAAAACGAAGAAAUUGGAAGAGGCAAAGAUGGUUUUAGAAGAUAUGUCGAAGGUGGGUGUGUUUCCGGAUCAUGUUGCUUAUAGUGCGUUAAUUGACGGGUUCAUGAAACAGGGGUGUGUUGAUGAGGCUUUAACGUUGAAAGACGAGAUGUUUGUUAAUGGAGUUAGGUUAAACGCCGUGACUUAUAAUUCUAUUAUAUCCGGGCUAUGCAAAGCACGGCGUUUUGAAGAAGCAACUGCGGUGUUAACUGGUAUGAAAGAGAAAGGUACUUUUCCGGAUGUGUAUUGCUAUAAUUCACUUUUAAUCGGUCUCUGUAACGAUAGAAGAAUGGAAGAAGUGCAAUCGGUUUUGGCUCAAAUGAGGGCUAAUGGUGUAAAGCCGAACACUUUCACUUACGGAGCUGUGAUCAGUGGAUAUUGUAGGAUACCGAACAUGGAGGUUGCGGAUAAAUAUUUUAACGAAAUGGUGAAGUGUAAUAUAAUGCCGGAUCGUGUUAUAUUUACGUCUAUGAUAGAUGGUCACUGCAAAAAAGGAAACACGAAUGAAGCUAUCUCGAUAUUCAAAAGUAUGUUAGGAAAAAAUAUAAUUCCGGAUAUGCACAUGUAUAGCGUACUCAUCAACGGUUUUGCUAGAAACGGUUUAAUGGAUAAAGCUAUUGCGGUUUUGUCGGAACUCAUGGAAAAAGGUCUGAAUCCCGAUGUGAUCACGUACACCUCUAUAAUUUCCGGGUUCUGUAAAAAAGGGGAUCUUCUAGAAGCUUUCAAUAUGGUUGAUAAAAUGGUACGUAAAGGGGUUAAUCCAAAUAUUGUUACUUACAAUGUUUUGAUCGGUGGAUUAUGCAAGUCGGGUGAUAUACAAAAAGCUCGUGAAUUGUUUGACGGGAUUUCUUCCAAGGGUUUGACACCCGAUGGUGUGACGUAUGCUACAAUGAUAGACGGAUAUUGUAAAUCCGGGAGUUUGUCCGACGGUUUUGAUUUAUUUGACCGAAUGGACCAAAGUGGAAUUCGACCGGAUUAUGUUGUAUAUAAUGCGCUUCUCAAUGGGUGCUGCAAAGAAUUAGAGAUUGAAAAGGCGUUGACUUUAUUCGACAAAAUGGCGGAGAAAGGGUUUGUUUCUGCGUAUACGUACAAUACUUUGAUAAAUAUGUACUGUAAGUCGGGGAAGAUAUUGGAAGCCGAUGAGUUAUUGAAAGAUAUGAUCGAUAAUAAGCAAAUAAAACCGAAUCAUGUCACAUUUACAAUCUUGAUCGAUUGUUACUGUAAAGCUGAGAUGAUGAAAGAAGCCGAAGAUCUUUUCCUUGAAAUGCAGAAUCGGGAUUUAACGCCAACGAUUGUGACGUACACAUGCUUAGCUAAUGGUUACAUGAGAUCGGGAAAUAAAGAUAAAAUGAUUUCGAUCUUCGAACAAAUGGUGGCAAAAGGUAUCGGUUUAGAUACGAUGGUAUACAACAUGUUGGAUGAAGAUCAAGGGAGUCUGGAGAAAUCUUUUAUGCUUUUAGACGAGUUGUUACAAAAGGGUUUAUCGGGUCGGGAUGUUUACGAUAAAUUGGUUGACACGCUGUGUCAAAACGGUAAGUUUAAAGAAGCAGUGGCGUCAAUUGAUGAAAUUGGGAAACGCGGGGUUAUGCUUAGUUUUGCUACGUGUAGCACGUUAGUACACAAGUUGCAUAGUGCGGGAUACAAGAAUAAGUUGGCCGAAGUUUUGGAAAGUAUGGAAGGUUUUGGAUGGGUCCCACAAGCGUCUAGUUUAACUGAUUUUAUUCAGCAGCAUGAAGCUGAUGGUGAGUGGGAGAAUAAUGGACUCAAUCUACCGAACCAAGUUGUUUGAAAGUUCGGUUCCUGGGUACUGUUGGAACUAUGAACCAUGGUUUGGGUUGCUUACUUGACGGAAUGCUAUAAUUGACCGCACACCUGAAAGUUUUUUGGGGCUCGAGUGCGUGAAUAAAAUCAGGUCGUGGCUCUGUGUUUCUCGAGGAUCAUUAAGGUAUGAAUGACAUCAUGCUACUUAUACUUGAUUCAUUCGUAUAUUUAAUCUAGUACUAGCACUCUGGGAAAGACAGACGGGUACAUACAUCUCAAGCUGAAUACAUUAAUCACAGUUGACUUGUUAUCGGUAGAGAAAACUGUCGAGUAGAUCGAGAGUUUCAUCAUUGUUUUGUUGUACUUUUGUCAAGCCACAGUGCAUAGUUGUAUAUUCAAUGAAAAAGGGUUGGUAAUGAUGUUUUGCUUA
Messenger RNA from Helianthus annuus (common sunflower), 3312 nucleotides. RefSeq names its product pentatricopeptide repeat-containing protein At5g61990, mitochondrial. NCBI's taxonomy places the organism in Eukaryota, Viridiplantae, Streptophyta, Magnoliopsida, Asterales, Asteraceae. The record is from RefSeq and is a predicted model, not a curated record. Bases 163 to 2910 code for a protein of 915 amino acids. Gene Ontology annotation, molecular function: protein binding. The transcript has 2 exons.